AUGGUGCCCCGGGAGCCCGGCGCGGCCCUGACCCUCCGCCUCUGCCUGGCGGUGUUCGUGGUCGGCCUGGCGGCCCGCCCCGGCGCGGAGGCAGCGCGGCGGCCGGACGAGUCGCUGUCGGCCGGGAGCGUCCAGCGCGCCCGCUGCGCCUCCAGGUGCCUCAGCCUGCAGAUCACGCGCAUCUCCGCGUUCUUCCAGCACUUUCAGAACAAUGGUCCCCUGGUUUGGUGUCAGAAUCACAAGCAGUGUUCUAAGUGCCUGGAGCCGUGCAAGGAAUCCUGGGACCUGCGCAAGGAGCAGUGCCAGAGCUUCUGCGAGGCUCGGUCCCCCAAGAAGAACUACGAGUGUGUGACCAGCUGCGCGUUCCUCAAGUACGUGCUGGCCGUCAAGCAGGGGGACUGCCCGGCUCCCGAGAAGGCCAGCGGCUUCGCGGCCGCCUGUGUCGAGAGCUGUGAGGUAGACAGCGCAUGCUCCGGGGUUAAGAAGUGCUGUUCUAACGGGUGUGGGCACACCUGCCAGGUACCCAAGACGCUGUACAAAGGGGUCCCCCUGAAGCCCCGGAAGGAGUUACGGUUCACAGAGCUGCAGUCCGGACAGCUGGAGAUCAGGUGGUCCUCGAAGUUCAACAUCUCCAUGGAGCCUGUGAUGUACGUGGUGCAGAGGCGGUGGAAUUAUGGCCUCCAUCCCAGCGAAGACGACGCCACGCAGUGGCAGACGGUGGCCCAGACCACAGAUGAGCGGGUGCAGCUGAGCGACAUCCGGCCCAGCAGGUGCUACCAGUUCCGCGUGGCCGCGGUCAACGUCCACGGCACCCGGGGCUUCACGGCCCCCAGCAAACACUUCCGCUCCUCCAGAGAUCCGUCUGCACCUCCAGCUCCCGUCAACCUCCGGCUGGCCAACUCCACCAGCAACAGUGACGGCAGUGUGACCGUGACCCUGGCCUGGGAUGUCCCCGAGGAGCCGGACCUCCCUGUGCAUCACUACAAAGUUUUCUGGAGCUGGGUCGUCAGCAGCAAGUCCCUUGUCUCGACGAAGAAGAAGCGGAGGAUGACCACGGAUGGGUCUCAGAACUCCGUGGUCCUGGAGCGGCUGCAGCCGGACAGCAACUACAGCGUGGAGCUGCAGGCCAUCGCGUACUGGGGACAGGUGCGCCUCAAGAGUGCCAAGGUCGCCCUGCACUUCACCGCCACGCACCCCGCCCGUGACCAAGAGCCACUUGGCAAAGGUAAAAAGGGUGUGGUCCGGACGCAGCCCCCUGUCCAGAGACGAGGACACCGUCGUCUGCUGGAGGUGGGCGCUCCCUUUUACCAAGACGGCCGGCUGCAAGUCAAGGUCUACUGGAAAAAGACCGAAGAUCGUGGCGUGACUCAUUACCACGUGCGCUGGGUUCCCGAAGUCUGUGCCCGCAACGACAGCGCCAGGCCGGGGGCCGCGGCCAGCACCACCCAGGAAAAUCACAUCAUUCUGCAGGACCUGGCGUUUUCCUGCAAGUAUAAGGUGACUGUGCAGCCCCUGGGGCCCCAGGGCCACGGGAAGGCCGACUCGGUUCUCUUCGCGACCCCGCCCUGCUCCGCGCUGCCGGGGAAGAGCCGAGCGCUGGGCCACUGCCCCGGAGACGCAGGCCACCUUCCCCCCAGCGUGCUGGCCAAGCCGGAGAACCUGUCCGCGUCCUUUGCCACGCAGGACGGGAACAUCACGGGCCACUUCUCCUGGAGGAUGACCAAGGCCAGACUCCAGCAGCCCCUGACGGGCUUCCAGGUGACGUGGGCGGAGGUGACGACGGAGAGCAGGCAGAACAGCCUGCCCAACAGCAUCAUCUCGCAGUCGCAGAUCUUGCCCGCGGAUCACUCUGUCCUCACGGUGCCCAACCUGAGGCCGUCCACCCUGUACCGCCUGGAGGUCCAAGUGCUGACCACCGGGGGCGAGGGGCCGGCCACCAUCAGGACCUUCCAGACCCCCGAGCUCCCGCCCCCCACACACAGACCCCACCUGAAGCACCGCCACCCGCAUCUGCACGGCUCUCCUCCGGAAAGAUACUGAACCGCUCGAGAGGUGUCUGAGGACAGCGGCGGACUCGCCCCGGGACGCUGGAAACACGGUAUUCCCCCAGGACCCCUCCCCGGUCACGUCCCUGCAUCGCCUCCCCUCCGAAAGCACGGGCCCCGCGUCGAGGACCUCAGUCCCGAUCCCCCGCGCGCGCGGAGGACAGAGACGGGCCCCGAGCCUCGGUCUGCGGGCACAGGGCACCACGCGCCUCCCCCGAGGUGCCCAGAGCGGAGGGCCCUCGGACUCGGGGCAGCCGGUUCUCACGAGAAACCCGCAGGACCGCCACGCACGCCACACAGUCGCCAUCCGGGUCACCCCCGGAACUUUCCAAA
Molecule: messenger RNA, 2378 nt
Organism: Molossus molossus (Pallas's mastiff bat)
Lineage: Eukaryota; Metazoa; Chordata; Mammalia; Chiroptera; Molossidae
Gene: ANOS1
Product: anosmin 1
Exons: 14
Coding region: 1-2040 (679 amino acids)
Biological process (GO): neuron differentiation
Cellular component (GO): extracellular region; cell surface
Molecular function (GO): protein binding; peptidase inhibitor activity
Source: RefSeq, a predicted model, not a curated record